AUCAAACACUCUUUCGUAUCUCUCUCUCUCUCUCUCUGUGUGUUUUAUACAGAUUCUAAAACCUGAGUCUUUAUUUUUUAAAAAUUACAAACUAACCCCAAUCCCACUAAAACUCUUCUUUAUCCAUCUCUAUAAAACCAAUUACUUACGAUCAUACACAUCAAACUGUUCUGUUCAACUUCUUUUAUAAUCUCAUAUCAAACACUCUUUCUUGAAUCACUCAAACUUAUCUUCAUCUUUUGUUUCUCUCUCUCUUUGGUUUCCCUAAAUCCAAUUCAAUUCACAGUACCAGUCAGCCUUUUGGUGCUGUCUCAGCUUCGAUCAGGAAUCAUUUACGUCGUUCAAAACUUAGUGAAAAAGUUCCUUUAUUGGCUUUCUAUCAUCUUGUCUCGGCUCCCUCUUUGGCUGAGGGAAGAUGUAUGGGAAUCAAAUCAGAAGCUAAACCAACCGUUAAACGUUCGACACUUUGGUUCUUGAAUCCUCUCUCUACCGGUUUCCUUGAUCCUUUUGAAGGUGUACCCGAAAAAGGUGUCAAACGUAAACCCAAGAAUCCAAACACCAACACCUUGAAUCCGAUCUCGAUUCCUACCAGUUCUAAUCCGACUCCUCUUGCCACACCUAAUCUGACGCCUACUUCACCUCAACCUUCUAAUCAUACUCAAUCUACCGGAAUGAAGAUCAAAUUGAAAUGGAGUGGUGCUUCACUUCAGAAUGAUACUUCUACAAACUCGUCUCAUGAACCGAUCCCUUCCACUUCAACCACACCUUAUCGAUCCUCUAAUCUUCGAGUGAACAUUAAACUUAAUCCUAAUCGAACCUCACUCACACCAGAAACAAUUGAAGAAGAGAAACCUAAUCUGUUAUCACUCUCUCCGGCUUCUUGUGGUCAUACAUCAGAUUCAGAUCAAUCAAGUGAAUCAUCAGAUGAUCAUACAAAAUCAAUCGAAGUUUUUCAAGGUUUGAUCAGACCUUCAUCGAUCCAUCGACGAAAACCCAAGAAUUUGUGUUACAAGACUAAUCCAAGAACUCAAAGAUUAUCAUCCAUCUUUUCAACUUUUUAUCCACCCUUGUUUGGAAGUUUUAAUAAAACAGAUGAACCGAAUCAUUCGAGAGAAGAAGAUUUGAAAGCUAACAACAAGACUACCACCGAAGAAGAUGGAAUGUUGGUAGAUCAUGAGCUUUGGCCGGCUGUGAAGAGUAGUAGUCGAGAAUCUGGAAUUCUGAUGGUUAGAAGGGAAGAAAAGGAAAUUGAAGAGAUUGAAGAAAUCGAAUCAGAUGAAGAAGAAGAUAGUGAUAGUAGGCUCUCAGCCGAACCGGAAGAUUAUGCCGAGAUGAUGGUCAGUAGGACAGAUGAAUGGGAUCGAUGGCGGGAAAGAAGGAAGAGUGAUGAAGGAGGUGAGGAUUCGAAUUUCAAUACGCCUAGAUCUUUUUCUUUGAUUCAUUCUCGUCGAGUCUCAGGAGUUGGAAUCCUUGAGGGAGAAGCCAAUCUGUCUUAUUCCAAAGAAGAUGAAACUCAUCAUUGGAGAAGAGAAAGGACCAAGAGUGGUAAAUGGGUUUCGAAUCAGAUGGGAUUUGGUUCGAAUCAAGAUUUGAAUGUGACGCUAUUAGAGGAUGAAGUUGAGAUGGGGAAUUCAGAAGUUGAAAGGAUUGUUUCGAAUGAAGAUCAGAGGAUUGGAAUGGGUGGUCCUAGUUUGAUCAACUUUCGUGAUGAUCCACAAGCUUUGGUUGAUUUGGAUUCUUCUAUCAUCACCGAACCUAUCACGUUGAUCGAGCAAGUACCAUCAAUCUUUGAUGACUUGAAUGAAGAACCCAUCAUGGUUGAAAGACCACCAGACCGACCCCAAGCAGCAUUAGAUCAAUCCUUAACUUCUUUAGCUGAUAAACUAGGCUUCACAUCACUUUGUGAAACCCGAGGAGAAUCAUCGUUUGAUGAACUUGAAGAAAGUUUAUCAGAAGAUGAAAGUGAAUGUAAACCGAUGUUAAGUAGUGGAUCUGAAAGUGAAUCUGAAUCCGAUUUGAAUCGAAAUCGAAUUCGAAAGACGUAUGAAUUAGAUGAAGAAGGACAAGAAAGGAUUCUUAAACGACUUAAACUUGAUUUGGUUGAAAACUUGGAUCAUAGAUCAUCAUCAUUAUCAUCAUCAUCUAUUCGAAGUUGUUCAUUACCACCUAUGAUGUCUUCACCACUUUCACCUUUAUUAUCAUUUGAUGUCUCACAUCAUCAUGAACAUGCUUUUUCAUUUGAUGGAAUCGAAUCCGAUGAAGAAUUGGUGGUUGUUGAAGGAGAGGAUGAUAUUGCAUUAGAAGAAUUAGAUGAGGUAUGGAAUCAAACUAAUCAUAUUGAACCAGACCUUAAACCCACAAGUAAUCCAAAAGAAUCCGACAUUCAAAUCAAAGAAGAAGAACCCAUGACUACCAUUACUGGUUUAUCAUCAUCAUUAAGUUCAUCAGAAUUCUUGACUUCAGCAUCUAAACCUAAAAAGUUUAUGAUUUCAGAAGAAUCAAGUAGUAGGACGACAACAAGUUUAAAGAUGAUGAAGAUUUGGAAAUCUGUUUUGGAUUCUCAGAUUGGUGAGGUUUAUGUUUUGAAGUUGAGUUUGAUGAUGGAUUUUAAACCGUUUAGGACACGUAAGUUUGGGAAUGAUUGGGUUUUGAUUAGAAGGAUUGAAGAUGAUUUGGUUCAUUUACCUUCUUUGAUUGGAAUCUUAAAGAUUGAAGAAGAAGAAAUCGAAAAGAUUAUUGAAGAAGAAAGUGAAAAGAAUGAUGAUCGUCGGAUGAAGAAUCAGGGAAGUGGAAGAUUUUUUUUACAAGAUUGGAUUGGAUUGGAUCAGGCUCAGGAGAUUGUGGAAAGGUUUGAAUGUAUUGUUUCUACUGAAGAAGUUGGGGUUGUUAAACGCUUCUUGAGUUUGGUGGUUGAUUUAUGGAUUGUUUGAGAGAUUCUUUGGCUUGGGUUUUUUGGAGAUGUGAUGGGAUGGGAGAAUGGGAGAAGAUGGGUUUGGUUCUAAGAGUUGGGUUUGGGUCUCUGACUUUUUUUUGAGUGAUGAGUGAAAGGGUUUUAGAUUUUAGAUUCUUUAGAAGUGAAGAAGAAGUAGAAGUGAAAUUCAAUAUCACCCUUCUUUUUCUUUUGAUUUUUUUUUUUUGAUUUUUUUUUCUCAUUUAUUAUUUACAAACACUAAAAAUGAAAAAGAUGAAAAGAAGAUGAUAAUGACAUUUUUUUUUCUUUGGUUUUAUAC
This is a messenger RNA of Melampsora larici-populina 98AG31, 3230 nucleotides long. RefSeq lists its product as uncharacterized. The transcript is spliced from 3 exons. The coding region runs from base 420 to 2930 and encodes 836 amino acids. NCBI's taxonomy places the organism in Eukaryota, Fungi, Basidiomycota, Pucciniomycetes, Pucciniales, Melampsoraceae. The record is from RefSeq and is a predicted model, not a curated record.